CGAGCCUGCAGAGCCUGCAGAUGCCUGAUGGUUGCCUGUGGCUGGCUGUCGGAUCGGAGAGCGGUGGGUCCGGCCGGGACGGAGUGCAUCAAGGCGGAGGAGCCCCUAGGGGCGUGGUAGGUCUACUCAGGUUUGGACCAAGAGCCAUCGCUACGCUACCUCUUCUCUUCCUCCACCCAGAGGCUCCUCCUCCCUCCAUCCCCGGCCAUGGAAUUCCCGGACCUGGGAGCCCACUGCUCGGAGCAGACCUGUCAGCGCCUGGAUUUCCUGCCUCUCAAGUGUGACGCCUGCUCUGGCAUAUUCUGCGCAGACCAUGUGGCCUAUGACCAGCAUCAUUGUGGCUCUGCCUACCAAAAGGAUGUCCAGGUGCCUGUAUGCCCACUGUGCAAUGUACCAGUGCCUGUGGCAAGAGGGGAAUCACCGGACCGUGCUGUGGGGGAGCAUAUUGACAGGGACUGUCGCUCUGACCCAGCACAGCGCAAACGCAAGAUCUUCACCAAUAAAUGUAGCCGCCCUGGCUGCCGGCAACGGGAAAUGAUGGAGCUGACUUGUGAAAAGUGUGGCCGAAACUUCUGCCUCAAGCACAGGCACCCGCUAGACCAUGAGUGCUCUGGGAACAGAACGCCUUCCAGCCAAGCCGGACGUGCUGCUAUCUCCAGAGCCCAGGGCUUAGGUUCUAGCACAGCCCCAGUCCCUGGCCCAGGGUCGGGUAAGACCUCACCCCUUUCUCAUGGCAGAGUUGCUGAGUCACCGACUCACGCCUUGCAGAAUGGCCUGAGCGAAGACGAAGCCCUCCAGCAAGCACUGAUCCUGUCUCUGACUGAGGCCAAGCCUGCCGCCCCUAGUACUCAAGAGGAAGAAGACUUAGCUCUGGCUCAAGCAUUGUCAGCCAGUGAGGAGGAAUACCGAAAGCAGCAGGCCCAGAGCCGAAGCCUGAAACCCUCCAACUGCAGCCUUUGCUAGGGCCCUGGGAGUGGGGAGGGAAGCUCAGCUGAGAGGGGCUGUGGCCCUCACACUUCCAGGGUCCCCCUGGAAGAGGCUAGAAGCUCAGAACAAGAAUGAUGGAGGGACUCCAGAGCUGGAAGGAAGGAAGACCACACCAGGAGUGCCUCUGAGU
Phascolarctos cinereus (koala) is the source of this 1117-nucleotide messenger RNA. RefSeq names its product zinc finger AN1-type containing 2B (gene ZFAND2B). The record is from RefSeq and is a predicted model, not a curated record. Gene Ontology annotation, biological process: proteasome-mediated ubiquitin-dependent protein catabolic process; protein targeting to ER. Gene Ontology annotation, cellular component: endoplasmic reticulum; cytoplasm. Gene Ontology annotation, molecular function: zinc ion binding. Lineage: Eukaryota; Metazoa; Chordata; Mammalia; Diprotodontia; Phascolarctidae.